This is a messenger RNA of Drosophila takahashii, 2221 nucleotides long. The record is from RefSeq and is a predicted model, not a curated record. Lineage: Eukaryota; Metazoa; Arthropoda; Insecta; Diptera; Drosophilidae.
UGGCAUCGCUGUUUCUUCACCUCUAUUAGCACGUGUGGUUGUGUUUUAUUUAAAAAAUAAUUUUGCCCGAGUUAAUACGCAUCAGUCGCCCGAAUUAAGAUGGUUAAAGUACAGAAACCGCAGCCCAAGUCGCUGAACAAGAGCGCCAGCAUCGAGGGCGUGGUCAAGAAGAAGGGCAAGGCGGAGAAGUCCAAGAAACUGCCUGUGGAAGCCACAUUGGAUUUGGUUAGCAGCAAAAAGUCAAACAACGCGGCGGCGAAAAAAACAGAUGCCGCCAAAAAGGUGCCAAAGGUGUCCAAAAAAGAAGCCGACAAGAAGCAGCCAAAAGCGGCUAAGAGGCCACUGAUUCUGGCUCCUCCGGAGUCGCCGGCUGCUCCCCAGCCAGCGGAGAAGAAGUCCAAGACAAAGCCGGCUCCAGUGGCCAAAAAGAGUGCUGCCAAGAAGCCCCUGAUCUUGGCUCCUCCCGAGUCGCCAGUGGCACCCAAAAAACAAGAGAAGAAGGCCAAAGCAGCUUCAGUUGCCGGCAAAAAAGAGCCAGCUCAGUCUAAUAAGUCUGUCCAGGAUGCUGCCCCGUCGGCUCCAGCUGCUCCAGCAGCCAAGAAGUCGGCUCCAGCUGCUGAGGCACUCAAAAAAACACAAAAAACCGCGAAGGGGGCACCGCAAGCCAAACCCGCCAAGGCUCAACCAGCUGCCCAGCUCCAAAAGAAGACCAAGCCGGUGCAGAAGCUUUCCAAACCGGCCAAGGCGCCCAAAUCCAAGAAGCCUUUCAACAAGUCCAAGCCCGGACAGGCCAAGACCGCCAAGAAAGAGCCGGUAAAGGCCAAGAAGCCCGUUGAGCUGACCUUCGAACUGAAGUCCUUUGACGAGAAGAGGUACCAGGAGAUUGUCAGCGAGAAUAAUGUGACUAAAGUCUGCCAGGCCCUGAAGACUUUGGUGUCUGAGGAGGUGGCCAAGAAGAAGACUACCUCGAUCUUCAGCGACUAUCGUUACGUGCUGCAAGUGAGCAGCUACAAGAUUGCCAGCUGCCCCAAGCGCAUGGUCAAGUUGAACCUGAAGCAUUCGCUGGUCGGAAGCGACGACGAUGUGGCCCUCAUUGUGACCGAUUUGCAGCGUGGUGCCAAGUUCGACUCCGAUCCCACCAAGCAACACUACGAGGAUCUGCUGCGAGAGGCCGGCGUGAAGCAGCGUCUCACCAUUGUGCCAUUCAACCAGCUGCGCAACGAUAUGGGCUCUUUCGAGGCCAAGCGCAAGUUCCUCAACAGCUACGACUACCUGUUGUGCGACGGUCGCCUCUCGGGCCAAGCCAGUGCCUUUUUGGGCAAGCAAACCCAGAGACCCAGCAAUGUGCUCCAUGCCGUCCGUCUGAGCAAGGACAACGAUAAGCUGCCUCAGGAGGUGACUCGCGCUCUUUCUCGCACUGCAUUCAGGCAGCUGGCCAAGGGAGAUCUGACCUCUAUUCCGGUCGGCAACCACGAGAUCAGCCCCGAGCAGCUGGCCGAGAACAUUCUGUUCGUAAGCAAGCAACUCCAGCAGGUCUAUCCCGGUGGCCUGGCCAACAUCCGGUCGAUGUACCUCAGGAUCGAUAUAACAGGCACCUCGGCGCUACCGCUGUAUGUCAGCAUGUGCGCCCCGCCGGCGGAUACGCCCUAUGUCGUGGGCCCUCGGGAACAGCGUAUGCUGAAGCUGAAGAAGCAGGCCAACGAAGUGCUGUCCAAAUUUGCCCUGACCAAGGAUGCAGAGUUCAUCAAGCUGACCAGGGAUCAGGUGAAGCGCAAGGCCGAGCUGCGCGAAGAGAAGGCUGCUCUGCUGGCCGCUGAUGCUGCUGCUCCCAAGGACAACGAUGGCGAAGACACUGCUGUGCCCACAAAGAAGGCGCGCAAGGAUUCGAGCAGCGAGGGUGCCAAGGCCGAGGCAGAAUCCGAUGAGGAGGAGGAAGGCGAGGAUGCGGAGGACAGUGCCGGCGAAAGCGGCGAGGAUGGCGACGACACCGACGAAGAUGAUGAUGAUGAAAAUGACGAUGAUGAUGACGACGAGGACGACGAUGAGGAAGAUGAUGACGAGGAGGAUGAUGAUGAGGAUGAGGACGAUGAGUAAUGCGCCAGCCUCAUUGCUCUUCGUUAGUUCUAGUUUUAUUUCUAUAUAUGCAAACCUAUCUUGCUAUAAUUCCGUUUGCAAUUUUUACAACAGUUUUAAGUAAUAAACGAAUGUUUAAGUAUGGAAA